Microcebus murinus (gray mouse lemur) is the source of this 2003-nucleotide messenger RNA. The record is from RefSeq and is a predicted model, not a curated record. Lineage: Eukaryota; Metazoa; Chordata; Mammalia; Primates; Cheirogaleidae.
CCGGUCUGCUCUGCCGCUGGACUUCGUGUGUGCGUUGGGGGUAGUGCUUGUUUAUUUACUGGGCAAUUUCUUAAAUAUCGCGUUUAGCUCACAAUAAGUUCAGCAGUGCAGGCAGUUUGAGUAAAGCGAGAAGUGUGCUGCACAGGGACACAACGGUCAGUAAAAGUUCACAGGUUGCCAGGAUACAUCCAGGCGACAAAGGCUGAGGUUCCUGUUACCCAGCAGCUUCAUAUACGAAUACCAACACCUGCAAGAGGGGAUGUGAAUCUUGGAGCUUCCAGCUGUUCUGCCCCUGUUUCCACCAGCCCCCUUCUUCAAUGCUCAGACGCACUCAGAAUGCCAUGAUUAAAAUAGAAAGGCAAAGAACGGAACAAAUGAUACAAGAUAAGGCUCCCAGAAGAUUUUGGAGGCAUCUGAGGCUCAAUGGGGACUUUCCAGCAUUCCAGACUGCUGCCUGCAAUGGAGCUCUGAGUCACGGUCUUUGGGACUGAGGUACUGGCAGCAGCGUGAGCGCCAGGACAGCCAACCUCGCUAACCUUCGCUCUAAGCAAAAGCCCAAAAUGAGUCUGACCUGAAGUCAGAGCAGGCACUGGAGAAAGACUUCUUUGUUCAUGGAAAGAGGAAAGGAGAAGAGAGUUUCCAAUAAAUUACAACAAACUUUUCACCAUUCUAAAGAACCCACCUUCCUUAUCAACCAAGCUAUCCUAUCUAGUGACUCCUAUUCUAGCUUUUUGCCAGAAACAGAGCAUGCCAUUCCUGGUGAAAAAAUAAAGACGAACGCUCAGAAGAGUAGACCUGGGACUGUGGUACUGUCGACACGGGCAGGUGGGAGAAGCAUGUCGGGAAGCCAGCCGAGCCCCCCUGUGAUCCCGUCUCGCAGGCCUGGAUUCCGGGUGUGCUAUAUCUGUGGCCGAGAAUUUGGGUCCCAGUCACUCGCCAUCCACGAGCCCCAGUGCUUGGAGAAGUGGCGUAUUGAGAACAGCAAGUUGCCCAAGCACCUGAGGAGGCCAGAACCCUCCAAGCCACAGCCUCUCGGCGGCGGUGGGGCCUACAGUCUUGAGGCAGCGAAUGAGGCCGCGUUUCAGAGCGCCCAGGCCCAGCUCCUGCCCUGCGACUCCUGUGGCCGCACAUUCCUGCCAGACCGUCUUCUCGUGCACCAGAGAAGCUGCAAGCCAAAGGGUGAGGAUCCCAGAGCUCCAAACCCCAACAGGUCUGAUGGUCUCACUGGUCUCAAGAAAGUUUCUGGUGGAAUCUCAGCCCGACCUCGGACUCUUAUCUGCUACAUUUGUGGUAGAGAAUUUGGCACCCUGUCUCUUCCUAUUCAUGAGCCCAAAUGCCUGGAGAAGUGGAAAAUAGAAAAUGACCAGCUCCCCAGAGAGCUCCGCCGGCCACUCCCACAGAAGCCUCAGCCCCUUCCAGCUGGACAGUUGAGCCAAGAGGGAGCAAGUCCAGUUCAGCUUGUACCCUGCCUGAAUUGUGGCCGGACCUUCGCCCCAGACCGCCUCCUGGUACAUCAGAGAAGUUGUAAAGCUCAAGCUCGUGGGCCAAGAGAUCAGAAUUUGACCUUAGAGAGUAAAGGUAGCCUAAAGGAGCCCACUAAUCCCCAGCAGCAGAGGACCAUGGCAGAACCCAGUGUAGCUGACAAGCAGACAACAAUGAUAAGGCGUCCACCAACAAUUGUUUGCUACAUUUGUGGUCGUGAAUAUGGAACAAAAUCUAUCAGCAUCCAUGAGCCGCAAUGCCUGAAAAAAUGGCAUAAUGAAAACAACUUGUUGCCUAAAGAGCUAAGGAGACCAGAACCCAAGAAAACAGAAGUCAGGACCAUAACUGCCAAAGGUUUCUAUGAUCUCGAUGCCUUAAACGAAGCUGCUUGGACAAGUGCCCAGAGCCAGUUGGUUCCCUGCGAUAUCUGUGGGCGAACCUUCCUGCCAGACAGACUGAUUGUUCAUCAGCGAUCAUGUAAACCCAAAGCUGCCAAGUAAAGCCCUUUUCUCUGUGCUGAA